Messenger RNA from Neocloeon triangulifer, 1401 nucleotides. RefSeq names its product tubulin beta chain-like. Gene Ontology annotation, molecular function: GTP binding; GTPase activity; structural constituent of cytoskeleton. The coding region runs from base 1 to 1290 and encodes 429 amino acids. Lineage: Eukaryota; Metazoa; Arthropoda; Insecta; Ephemeroptera; Baetidae. Gene Ontology annotation, biological process: microtubule cytoskeleton organization; mitotic cell cycle. The transcript is spliced from 4 exons. The record is from RefSeq and is a predicted model, not a curated record. Gene Ontology annotation, cellular component: cytoplasm; microtubule.
AUGUAUGUAUCAUAUAAGUACUGGAAGCAAAUUGCCGCCGAGCACGGAAUCGACCUUGAAGGCAACCAGGUGGGCACCGCGGAGCAACUGGGCAGCGGCGAUUCCGUUUUCAAAUUCAACCCAGACGCAAACAGACACAUCGCACGCGCCAUCCUGCUCGACUUGGAGCCGGGGGUGGUGGAGGCGGUUCGCUCGGGGGCCGCCGGCCGCCUCUUCCAGCCGGCCAACAUCAUCUACGGCCAGAGCGGCGCCGGCAAUAACUGGGCCAAAGGUCACUACACCGAGGGCGCCGAAAUCGUCGACAGCGUGCUUGACGUCGCCAGACACGAAGCUGACGACUGUGACGUUCUGCAGGGAUUUCAACUGGUGCAUUCUCUUGGUGGUGGCACCGGUUCCGGUCUGGGCACUCUGAUGCUGUCGAAACUGAAAGAAGAGUUUCCCGACCGCAUCUUCAACAGCUUCUCGGUGGCGCCUUCGGCCAAGGUUUCGGACACCGUGGUCGAACCUUACAACGCCGUCUUCACUCUGGCCAGCCUGAUCGAGAAUUCUGAGGGCACUUUCCUGGUAGACAACGAGGCGCUGUACAACAUCUGCCACCGCACCCUUGGCAAAUCCACCCCCACUUACUCGGAUCUCAACGGCCUUGUGGCGCAGACCAUGGCCGGGGUCACCGCAUCACUAAGGUUUCCCGGACAGCUGAAUUCAGAUUUGCGGAAGUUGGCCAUCAACCUGGUUCCCUUUCCUCGUCUCCACUUCUACAUGUCCGGUUACGCGCCCCUGACUCGCACCCAAGACGCGGAAUUCGAGUUCAAGUCGUCCGUCCGCGAACUGAUGCACCAAUUGACCGUCGGCCGAAACUUCCUGGUCGACUGCGACCCGAACCACGGGCGCUACCUCACCAUGGCUGCCAUCCUGCGAGGCAACUUCUCCAUGAAUGAAGUCGAGACGGAAUUUGCCGCCAUGCAGAAAAAGCACAGCGCCGCCUUCGUACCUUGGGUGCCCAACAACGUCACCAUUUCGUCCUGCGCGAUACCCCCAAUCGGCCGUGAAAGGUCCGCAACAGUGAUUGGGAACAACUCGGCUAUCGCAGAAGUUUUCAAAAGACUGGUAAACCAGUUUGAGGCAAUGUUUGCCAAAAGAGCCUACCUUCACUGGUUUACUGGGGAAGGAAUGGACUUGCAAGAGUUUCACGAAGCUUCGAAAAAUGUGCGCGACUUGAUUUCUGAAUACCAACAGAGAGGUGAAAUGGGCAUGGAGGCUGACCAGGCCGUCGAUGAAGAGGACGAAUGAUCAGUCCAGUGUGUUUAAUAUAAAGUCACUCUAUCUCAAAUGUAAUUUGUGUCUAAUAAAUAAAUUUUUCGAGUGCGUCAAAUUUCUCAUUAAUCAAAAUAAAAUGCAAAA